Molecule: messenger RNA, 717 nt
Organism: Hyaloperonospora brassicae
Lineage: Eukaryota; Oomycota; Peronosporomycetes; Peronosporales; Peronosporaceae
Source: the annotation of a GenBank genome assembly
AUGUCAUUCUGGCCGUGUAACUCGUCGAGUAAUGAAGGCUUGAUCAAGAACUUGCGACAAACAGGGGUCAUACGGUCGGAGGCUGUAUUCGACGCGAUGGUGCGGACGGACCGCGCCAAGUAUCUGACACAAACUGAAACUCCUGAUGGAGGACCCAUUGGUGAGCUGCACGCUUACCAAGAUAUUCCUCACCCAAUUGGUUAUCACCAGACUAUCUCUGCACCGCAUAUGCAUGGUCACGCAAUGGAGUUGGGGUACGCUGCAAUCAAGGACGUUGUCAAUCCGCGAAUCCUGGACGUGGGUUCAGGCUCCGGUUUCCUUACAGCAUGCCUUGGCCGAAUGGUAGAAAACAAGGGCGGGCAUGUGUUUGGCUUGGAGAUUGUUUCUGGACUCGUCCAGUUGGCCAAGAAGAACAUACAGAUGGCAGACGGCGACUUGCUUGAUCGUGGUAUCGUAUCAGUACGCUGUCACAACGGCUGGGACGGACUGCCGAAUGAAGCACCAUUCCACUACAUCCAUGUUGGAGCUGCCGCUGAAGUUCCUCCUCCAGCACUCUUGGAGCAGCUAGCGGAUGGCGGACGCCUCGUGCUUCCACUGGAUGAAGCUCGUGGUGGUCAAGUUUUUGUGGAGAUCGUGCGGCAUGGAACAAGUUACUCACAGCGUCGGCUCUUCGGUGUUUGCUACGUGCCACUCGUCCGGGAGCGAAAACUUAGCUAA